This is a messenger RNA of Mauremys reevesii (Reeves's turtle), 349 nucleotides long. It is a transcript of the gene TMEM256, whose product is annotated as transmembrane protein 256. The transcript is spliced from 4 exons. The record is from RefSeq and is a predicted model, not a curated record. NCBI's taxonomy places the organism in Eukaryota, Metazoa, Chordata, Testudines, Geoemydidae. The coding region runs from base 1 to 339 and encodes 112 amino acids.
AUGGCGGGGAGCUGGGGCCGCGUGGGGGCGCUGAGUGGGGCCGGGGCGGUGGGGGCCGCCGCCUACGGGGCGCACGGCUUUCGGCGCAGCGACCGGGACGACUACCAGAAGGAGCUCUACGAGACGGCCAACAGGUACCACUUCCUGCACAGCCUGGCGCUGCUGGCCGUCCCCCGCUGCCGCCGCCCCCUGCCGGCGGCGCUGCUGCUCAGCUCCGGGAUGGGACUCUUCUGCGGCCCCCUCUAUUACCACGCCUGGAGCGGAGACCCGACUUUCAACAAAGCGGCCCCCUAUGGGGGCUCCCUCCUGAUCCUCGGCUGGCUGGCGAUGGCUCUCUGACCCCCGCCCC